GGGCGCUCUCCCCGCCAUUGCAACACCAUGUGGAAAUUCACGCCAUUUUGACCACAGAACAGUCGUAUUUCCGAAGAAAAUCUAUUCAGACUUUCAACUUUUGGUCUUAACUGGAAGAGUUCGCCCGGAUUGGGCAUUCCUAUUAACUGACCAAGAUGUCGAAAAGAAAAGAUCAUAACAGGGAUGGCGAGGACAAGCUCACACGUAUCGCCAUCGUCAACAACGACAAGUGCAAGCCCAAGAAAUGUAGACAGGAGUGUAAGAAGUCUUGUCCAGUUGUUCGAAUGGGCAAACUUUGUAUUGAAGUUACCCCAGCAGAUAAGAUAGCCUUUAUUUCUGAAGAACUGUGUAUAGGAUGUGGUAUAUGUGCAAAGAAAUGUCCAUUUGAAGCCUUGUCAAUCAUCAAUUUACCUAGCAAUUUACAUAAAGAAACAACUCACAGAUAUAGUGCCAACUCUUUCAAACUACACAGAUUACCCAUUCCUCGACCAGGAGAAGUUCUUGGUUUGGUGGGGACAAACGGAAUCGGAAAGUCUACUGCUCUGAAAAUCCUAGCAGGAAAACAGAAGCCAAACCUUGGCAGAUAUAAUGAACCACCGGACUGGACGGAAAUCCUGACAUAUUUCCGAGGGUCCGAGUUGCAGAACUACUUCACGAAGAUUCUUGAGGAUGAUCUCAAAGCCCUCAUCAAGCCGCAGUACGUCGACCAGAUUCCCAAGGCCGUCAAGGGGGCGGUUCAGAUGCUGCUGGACAAGAAAGAUGAGAUGGAGAACCAGGUUGACAUCUGCACACAGCUAGACCUAAUGCAUGUACGGGACCGAAAUGUGGAGGACUUGUCCGGUGGGGAGCUGCAGAGAUUUGCUAUAGCUAUCGUCUGUGUGCAGAAAGCAGACAUUUUCAUGUUUGAUGAGCCAUCUAGCUACCUGGACGUGAAGCAGAGGUUAAAAGCUGCCCUGACGAUCCGUAGCCUCAUCCACCCAGACAAGUACAUCAUCGUGGUGGAGCAUGACUUGUCUGUUUUGGACUACCUGUCCGACUUCAUCUGUUGUCUGUAUGGCGUACCAGGGGCCUACGGCGUAGUCACUAUGCCCUUCAGUGUCAGGGAAGGUAUCAACAUUUUCUUGGAUGGGUUUGUUCCAACGGAAAACCUUCGAUUCCGAGAAACAUCCUUGACCUUCAAGGUAGCAGAAACAGCCAUUGAGGAGGAGAUUAAGAGGGUUUGUCGCUACGAGUACCCUGAAAUGAUGAAAAAACUUGGAAACUUCCGGCUGAAAAUAGACCCCGGCGCCUUCACAGACUCGGAGAUCAUUGUCAUGUUGGGGGAGAACGGGACUGGCAAGACGACCUUCAUCCGCAUGUUGGCAGGGAAGCUGGAGCCUGAUGAAGGAGGCAGGACCCCUGUGCUGAACAUCAGCUACAAACCCCAGAAGAUCAGCCCCAAGCAUCAGGGCACAGUCCGCCAGCUCCUCCACGAGAAGAUCCGGGACGCCUACAUCCACCCCCAGUUCGUCACCGACGUCAUGAAGCCCCUGAUGAUCGAGAGCAUCAUUGACCAGGAGGUCCAGAACUUGUCUGGUGGUGAGUUGCAGCGUGUGGCCUUGACCUUGUGUUUGGGAAAACCGGCAGAUGUGUAUCUGAUAGAUGAACCCUCCGCCUACCUGGAUUCCGAACAGCGUCUCCACGCUGCCAAGGUCAUCAAGAGGUUUAUUCUACACGCCAAGAAGACUGCCUUUGUUGUAGAGCACGAUUUCAUCAUGGCUACCUACCUCGCCGACCGAGUCAUCGUCUUUGAAGGAAAUCCGGGUUUGGACACAAAGGCUAACACCCCCCAGUCCCUUCUGAACGGCAUGAACAGUUUCCUGAUGUCAUUGGAGAUCACAUUCAGAAGAGAUCCCAACAACUUCAGACCCAGGAUCAACAAGCGACACUCAGUCAAGGAUGUGGAACAGAAGAAGGGAGGGAACUACUUCUUCCUCGAGGACUGAGCCGUGGGAAGGCCACAUUUCCACUUAGGUCAAUGGCGGUGUCUGGCUGCAAGGGGAGACAACCACUCAGCUGCAAGGGGAGACAACCCCAGGGGUGGCCGAUCUGAAGAGGAUGUCCUUCCUCAGUCUAAUUUAUUAUAUGCUCAACUCAUGAAGUUGUACAAGCCUGAAGACUAAACUCUGCCUUUCUAAACUCUGGAAUGCACUGUUUACUUAGCUUCUUCAGAGCAUCUAUCAAAUGAAUUACAGCAUAAUGCUGUACAGAACAGAUGAAUUGUGCCAUUGAUACACUAGAUUUCAAAUUCAUAUUUCACAAGUAACUUGAGGUGCAGUGGCUACAUGUGUAGCCAAGUGUUUACCUGUCGUGCUGGUAGAAAAGUUGGGAUGGUUAAGCAUACCAUAAUGUGCUUGUUGCAGAGUUCCAACGAGUAAACAACUCAUUUUCAAAACAAUGUCAGAAUUUUUGGUCUGAUCCAAAAGGUACCGGUUAUCAAAGCUGUGUAUAUGAUGUAUAUUGUAAAAUAAAAUUUAUAUUUGUAAAUAUAUUGUAUCAUUUUACCUGAUUAAAUACGGGGGUCAACAUAUGUCGGUCAACACAUUGGUGGAAGCACAGCGCAAAUGUCCAUUUUAAACUCAGUUUGCCAUAGAAAUAUUCCAUUUUCUAAAAUUCAUGUACAUUUGAAGUAGGAUAAUAUUCUGUGUGAUAAUUAAGAUCAAAUCUUUGAGUUUUGGAAUUGGGUUGGGCAGGUGAAAUUAAAUAAAGCUUUGAACUGUU
Molecule: messenger RNA, 2760 nt
Organism: Haliotis rufescens (red abalone)
Lineage: Eukaryota; Metazoa; Mollusca; Gastropoda; Lepetellida; Haliotidae
Product: ATP-binding cassette sub-family E member 1
Exons: 16
Coding region: 156-1985 (609 amino acids)
Biological process (GO): ribosomal subunit export from nucleus; translational termination; translational initiation
Molecular function (GO): iron ion binding; ribosomal small subunit binding; ATP binding
Source: RefSeq, a predicted model, not a curated record